GCGCAGUCUGCCGGCCGUGCGCGUCAGCGCAAACAGCUGUCGUCCGUGUGUCGUCCGUGUGUCAAAGCUUGGCAGGGGGUUAGCCGAGUUCUGCUCCGGUGUUUGCGGUGCGCGUCCCAGCGGCGUCCAACCAGGCCGAUAAACCGCGACACCCGGUAUACGCGUGAAGGGAGCAGAGGCGCGCGAAUAAAGUCGAGGGUUGCGGGCACGCGUGCGAUGGUCGGACAGACAAAGGGGAGGGCGAUAGAGAAAGGGCUAACAGUGGUGGAUCGUGGAGAGCCCCGGAGGCAAAUGGAGGGAGGGCGGCGGUAAAAGUCAAAGAAUAAAAUCCCAAACCGAUAAACCGAAUUAUCGUUAUCCCCCGAGCCCUCCUGGUCACGCGCAUCGAGGGAUGAUUUCCCGUGUGCCUCACUGGAAGAUACCAACUCACGCACCUCGAGAACGUACACGUGAGCGAGAAAAAUUCGAGCCCCUAAUACAGUUUCCUUUCCGGAUCCGCCCCUGAAGGGAGAGAGAAACGGACGAGCGAGGGGAGCCGAGAACGACGGAGAAGCAGCUAUCGGGGGUGGAAAGCGGGAGGGUAGGAUAUCAAACUGGAGGAGGGUGAGAGGAGAGUGAGAGGGGGAAUAGAGAGCGAAAGAGAGAGAGAGAGAGAGGGAGCCGUAGCCGCGUAUCGAUCGGCCAGUAGAAAAUUACCCCCUGAAGGAGACCUCGCAGUGUACGAGACCGACCACGUACGAGUCGGUGGUGCUCUCGUGGUGCUCGCGGCCCACGCGGAUCCCCGCACGCUCUCGUUCUCUGUUCUCCCGCAGUCACGCACUCACGCACGCCGGAGUAAGUCACGUAUCUCUCGCGCACGCACGCACGCACAAGUAUCCGUCGUAUUCCUCGCUAUUCCGUCGUGCUCUGUUCACCGUCGACGCGAUCGUCUCGUCGUUCACGUCGUCCUUCGACGUCGGUGCGAGCAAGCGGAGGGAUCGCACCUGGGGGGUGCAUCCGGUUCGCCGGCCGCCGGAGCUCCGUAUUUGCAGCCAAAGUUGCGGGACGAUUCGAUCUUGCGUGAUCCAGGGAAGCGACGAGACCCGACACAGCAUCAUGGCGUUCGCCGGGCUUAAGAAGCAGAUCAACAAGGCGAAUCAGUAUAUGACGGAGAAGAUGGGCGGAGCGGAGGGAACGAAGCUCGACGUCGACUUCGUGGAUAUGGAGAGGAAAACAGACGUUACCUACGAGCUCGUGGAGGAGCUGCAGAUGAAGACGAAGGAGUUCCUCCAGCCGAAUCCAACGGCGAGAGCGAAGAUGGCUGCGGUCAAGGGCAUCAGCAAGCUCAGCGGCCAGGCGAAGGCCUCGACCUAUCCUCAGCCGGAAGGUGUACUCGGCGAUUGCAUGCUCACCUACGGCAAGAAGAUGGGCGAGGACAGCAUUUUCGCCCAGGCUCUCAUUGAAAUAGGCGAAGCCAUGAAGCAGAUGGCCGACGUGAAAUAUUCGUUAGACGACAACAUCAAGCAGAACUUCCUCGAGCCGCUGCACCAUCUGCAAACCAAGGAUCUCAAAGAAGUGAUGCAUCACCGGAAGAAACUGCAAGGUCGCAGGCUGGAUUUCGAUUGCAAACGAAGACGUCAAGCGAAAGCGACUGGGAAGGUGUCCGUCAGUCCGCAUUUCGGAAGUCCAGCGCGAUCGAGCACCUCGUCGCCAUAUACUGACGACGAGAUCCGUCAGGCCGAGGAGAAGUUCGCGGAAAGCCUUCAUCUGGCGCAGAUGGGCAUGUUCAAUUUGCUGGAAAACGAUAUCGAGCAAGUGGCACAACUGGCGACUUUCAGCGAGGCUCUCCUCGAAUAUCAUCAACAGUGCACCGACAUCCUCAGGGUGUUGACUGAAACGCUUCUGGAAAAGAAAGAGGAGGCGAUGAACAGACCGAAGAUGGAAUUCGUGCCGAAGACGCUCGCGGACCUGCACGUGGAAGGGUUGUCGGCGUCGGACCACAUGAACGGGGCAAGUCGAGCUGGCUCUCCGAUUCAUGCGGACGGGAAGCGCUCGCAGCUCGAGCUAUUUCCGGCCGGAAACCCGCCACAAUCUGCCAAUGCUUCACCCUUGCCCUCACCGAGCAAGUCGCCAGCGAGGACACCGAUGUCAAGAACGCCAUGCUGCACAGCCCUUUACGACUUCGAGGCCGAAAAUCCCGGUGAACUUGGAUUCAAGGAAAACGACACGAUCACCUUGACCCAAAAGCUCGACGAGAAUUGGUUCGAGGGCAGCCUGGACGGCCGCACCGGUUACUUCCCCGUGACCUACGUGCAGGUCGUAGUGCCAUUACCCUAAAACGACGCCGCGCAUCUCGAAGCCAAAGACCCAGCAGCAUUCGUUCACUAGCGUCUACCACGGGAUUAUAUUCUACUCUUCAGCUAGCCUAAAGACACCCGAAACUACUCCCCUAUCGACGACUCUAUCUACCUACUUGUCACUUACCUUACAGCCCUCCGCAGUGUCCCUACGAUGACAACACCCUUCGAUAUCCCCCCCCCCCCCCCCCCAACUCUAAGAAUAGCCUCUAUUACGCAUGUUAAUGUACAUAUAUAAUAUUAUAGUGUCUUUUAUCGACGUAAGGACCUUCGCGCGCGCAGACACACACGAAUACGCAUACCCAGGAAAUAUGUGCAUAGAUACAUAUAGACGUAUUAUACGUAUGCAAAAACACUCGACACAGACACGCGGGCACGUGCCGCUUAUAUCGACAGGACACAUACACGGACAGACAGACACACGCAACACGCAUCCUACACAGGCACACGGACAUAUUAAAAGUACCUAUGAUAUAGCAGUUCACUGUCAAGGGCGGCUCUCUCCUCAUCUUCUUUCAUUUUUACAUUAUUACGUCCCGUCGUGUGCCCAGAUGUAUACCUUCGAAAUCUUUUCACCGCAGUUCGAGUGCACAAAAUGGAAAAAGAGAGAGAGAGAGAGAGAGAGAGAGAGAGAGAGAGAGAGAGAGAGAGAGGUAGCGGAAAAGGAAAGAAGAGGUGAUGCGAGUCACAAGUCAAGCAUAUGCAUGAACCGAUCGAUCAUAUGGCAAAGCGCGAAUUUCUCCGACGUAGUUCCCUCUCUGAGAUUCGAUUAGUCACGCUCGACGCGAGCGUUGUUAUUCAUCUCGUCCCUCGUAAUCAGCCGAAACUCGAAGCGCGUUCGUUUCCUGUUUUCUUGCGAAUUGAAUACUUCAUCCGGGGACAUCGCGCGGCCCCGCGCGCGCACGAUGCUUUCGGAUGGGGUGAGAUUGUUCCAGCAUCUUUGAUUUCUCCCGCUAAACUCUGAACGAGAAGAACGUUUCAGUAGACAGUUAGUCGCGUUGUCGAUCGACGCCGAUCCUAGUGAAAUUUUCUCCUUCUGCUUGUACGAUAGGUGAUAGUGACGAUUAAAAAAAAGAAAGAAGACAUUACAAAUUGCUAAUCGAAGCUAUUUAAUCCAGUUUUAAAGCAACGUCUCGAUCUAACCCCCCCCCCCCCCCCNAGAAGGCUAUAUUGAACUUCCGAGAUGUAAAAUGCGAGAAGAGGGAAGUCGACGUCGCUCUCCAAAUAUCUUACAUAUAUACAUCGCGUUGCAUGUUAAAAAAAGAGUGAAUUCCCGAAUUUUUUCCUUUGAUCCGGUGCAAUUUCCCGUCGUCGCAUGACCGAACGUUAAUGUCGCUGGAGCAAUAUUAUCGAGUUCCGUACUCGCUCCCUCCUGCGUGCGAGCCGCGCAGAAGAGGGAGACUCUUGGCCGCUAAAUCGUGCUGGUUUCUUCAUGGCUCGUUUGUCGUAUAUAAUCAUAAAAAGCGCACGGCUUUCUUCGCGACAUGGUUCGAUCAUAUAUAAAUAUAUCCGAUCGCGACACCGUCACACACAUGUUUUUUUGCGUUGGUCCGCGCGGCGCAGCAAAACUCGUUACUCGUGCAAUGUACUCGUAUGAUGUAAUGUUAUAUAGCGAUUCGUUUCCAUUCCUCAGUCGAUUGACCGUUCUUUCGACCGUACCACCCGUUUAUCCCUUCCUUCGUUCCACGUUCUUUCCCCCUCCCCUUCUCCGUUUCCUUUUUAAUUGUUAGACACGACACUAGCUAGAAAUUAGGAUUUACUUUUAAGCGAACCUCGAAAUGGCGGCGAAUCUCUUCCACGAAGUCAUUCUCGAUAUUUAUCCAGUGACUAUUUUAUUGUAGAUAAUUCCCGGCAUUGUUUCUCGAUGACGACGAUCUCGAUUUAUUUGUUGUCGGAAAAAUUCCGGAACGGUGAAUGCGCGAUGUGCGCUCGUUCGCGCGCGUUUUGAAUACCCGCGAAGCCAGGGGCGCGUCACGAUUGUGCGAGCCACCAGCUCGUGGGCUUGCAUAGAAAUCGGUCGUGACAGAAGUCGAAUGAUAAUACACGGUGUAAAUAUAAGCGGAUUUUUGUUAUACUCUUACCCGAUAGAUAAAAGUGUAAUAAAAUGCUCACAUUUUUCCUGAAUCCUCUGUUGCUGCUGUAACGUCGGAUGUUCCGUGUGCUAUCACUUUGGCUCUUGCCGUGACGGAUUACCGUGCAAACUUGUGAACAGCGGCUCGCAAUCGUAACUAUUUGACGCACUUCCAACUUUAUCGGACAAUGAGCAUACAACCGAGUGCACAGGGUGUUGAAGAAGGAUACGCUACUUUUGGGAGCAAGAAGCGUUUGAUAAAUAUGGGUCGAGACAUCACAGUCCGGAGUUGGAAAUCAUUUUUUGUUUUGAUAGUGAGAGAGCGAUGUUCGUUCUUCCGCUAUCAGAAUGGAGAAACUAGCUUCUAGAGAAAUUUCCAACUCCGAAAAGUCAACUUUUCGACCCAUGUUUAUUAAAGCGCUGUUUGCUCAGUUCAGCGAAUACGAUUCAAAAUCGUAUACCUUCUGUUUAAAAUACCUAUAUAUGAAAUUAAAAUUAGUGUUUAUGUACGAGAAGUUGUAAUUUAUAGAAAGAAAAAGAUAAUUUAUUUUUUUGAUAUUGUAUUAAAAACGGUAUCACACACAUACACACACACACAUGUACACAGUGCUGUAUAUGAAAUUACGAAGAAUUACUUUUUAUAGUUAAAGAAAAGAUGUGAUCUUCAAGGUCCCAUUUUAUCGAAUUUGUGGAGGAACGAGCGAAAUUUUUCCGACACACUUUACAACGCUUGUCGCUUAGCUUCCGUUUGCUAUGUCGAACCUUUUUUUAACGAUUUUUAAAAAUUAUUUAUUCCGAAUACAAACGUCGUUUCCAUUUUUUUAUACACGCCUGACGAAUAACCGACGCAACCGACGCAAUAAUUUCGAUUAGUAUUAUUAGCCCAUCGGCGUAAUAAUAAUAGUAAAGCAAGCGAGAGUAAUACGAGAAUGAGAAACAACAGACUUCCUAUUUGAAUCAGCACCUCGGUAGUAUUUAUACGUUAAGUGUAGUCUAACGUAGGCCCGACGAGUAAUUAUACUUUCGCAGCAUCGGCGAUCAGUUUCGAAACCCGCUCCUUUCUGACUUUGUACGAGAGUUCAACCGCCAGAACAAUGAAAGUAAUUAAGGAACUUGGUUAUUUGUUGCCACGUGGAUUUUAGGUAAAGAAAAAAAAAAGAGAGAAAAAUCUUCGAGCGAUAUAUCUGCUAAGCAUAAUGUAAUGACACUAGAGUAAAUUACUUACACGUAUAUUGUCGAUAAGGGCGACGGCGAACAUGAUGGCGUUCUUUUUUUCAUUGUCAUUGCUCUCGUGUGUUUGUUAUUAUCGUCAUAUCACCGUCAUUGUCACAGUCGUCGAACGGUGGGAUCGCGUCUCCGUGCAUUAAAUUCGCGUGCGAACGUUGUUGUUGAAAACCGGACGGAUUCCUAGAUGACCGUGGGCAUUUUCCGGAUCUCGAGUGAGUUGCGAAAUAUAAUGAAUAAAAAAACUAAGAUUAAGUAUAUACAUAUAUUUAGAAUACAUAGUAUCAUCCUGAUUUCACGAAGCUCUACGACGCUUAUCCGACAUGACUUCGCCCGUUCGUCGUAGAAUUCCUUCCGGUGCGAUAACGUAGACACAAUUCCGAUAGAUCGUAUAGAUAUAAUAUUCUAGGUCAUAGAAUUGGGGGAUUCCUCUUCCUCAAAAAGGGUCACGCAGUUUUCUUAUACGUAACGAGUCGCGAUAGAGGGAAAGAGAGAGAGAGAGAGAGAGAGAGAGAGAGAGAGAGAGAGAAAAGACACGAAUGGCUUAAAAAAGUAGCGAUAAUCUCUCAUAGCUAUUAUAUUCCUUUCGCGUAAUAAGUAACUACGCGUUCUAGGUGAACUCUAGACAAACGCACCGAAAUCGGAGGAUGCCCCGCGGUCCAAAAAAAGAAAAAAGCGCGCGAUACACCGUGACGAAGGCGCUUCCUAAGUUCGAGCAUUAAGUUACUGCAUCGCGAUCGACGUAUACUACACCACCGACUAAUAUAUACCACCGAUAUUAUUAUAUUAUUAUUAUUAUUAUUCUUACUACUACUACUACUAUUACUACUACUAUUAUGAUUAUCACUUGCUACUGUCACCGUCGCCAGUUAAGUCUUUACCAGACAGACAGACGGACGAUGAGUAUGAUAUAUAACGGAGGACAAGCUGCGGAAUGUGGAAAAUACAAAAGCCCGCACGAGUUUCAACCUACCUAUAA
This is a messenger RNA of Dinoponera quadriceps, 6610 nucleotides long. RefSeq names its product endophilin-A (gene EndoA). Gene Ontology annotation, cellular component: presynapse; cytoplasm; glutamatergic synapse. Lineage: Eukaryota; Metazoa; Arthropoda; Insecta; Hymenoptera; Formicidae. The record is from RefSeq and is a predicted model, not a curated record. The transcript has 14 exons. Gene Ontology annotation, biological process: synaptic vesicle uncoating. The coding region runs from base 1096 to 2316 and encodes 406 amino acids. Gene Ontology annotation, molecular function: protein binding.